AAAGCGGAACCAAUGUAGCACAUACCGAAAAGCCAGAUAAAACAGAUAAGUAGAUAAUAAUCCGACAUGAAUCAAAUGCUUAACUGUUUUCAGGUCAUAAUAAUCGUUCAUUUCUACCUUUUUAAUGAGUAGUGUAUAAAUACAAAAUGGUUCAGUUCAAAAGGUCCUUAGUGUUGUCAACAUGUUUCCUUUCUGGGGCCGCCAGUAUAAUUUCCUUCGUGUCCCUUUUUACCCAGGGAUGGGUUUACUUUGAUGGGCGCUUUUCUUCACAAUCUGAUAAAUCAAUAACAACCUUCAAUUAUGGUCUCUUUGGUGGAACGUACUACCAAGGAUAUGGGGCUUUGAUGGCUGCGGAUAUUUCAAUGACCUGCUCCUACUCUAAAAAUGCUUGUGCCGUUCUUUGUGCUGAAAGUUCAGACAAAGAAAGUGAACUUUUGGAUGAAUUGUAUGAUGGAACAUUGCAUACUUGGAAUGUAUUAAAAUGUGCCCACACCAGAUCUUUGACUGAACUCAGGGAGAGAGAAACUAAAGUGAGAAUGGCACUACAAGUAUUCUACGAAUCCGAAGAUGAUAGAGUGUUCAUAAACGCCUACGCCUAUCUAUUCACGAUGAUAUUUUUGAUAAUAUCAUGCUUGAUAGGCUUGAUUUGCGCCGUAUUGUCAGUGUGGAACACUGCAGCCAACCCUGUUGAGGUCUAUUUCAACAUUUUUGGCCUUUACAUCUACAACGGCCUAGCCUUUGGAAGCUUGCUGAUUGCUGUGAUUAUUUGGGGCGUUAUGUUUUGCAGCACAUUGGCUGAUCAUCCUUCUUUCAUUCUGUCUAUAUUAGGACAAUUAGUGGCCGAUAGUGUGUCACUUGGAUGGUCUUACUGGAUCAACAUGAUUUCCCUUUUACUUUACGCUAGUUCCAUAGGUUUGUUAUAUUUAAGAAGUGUUUUAUUAGCAAGGGAGCCACAGUUGAAAGGAGAAAUUGAAGACAAUGCACCCGCUGGUAUACUGUUGUUCUAGACUGAAAAAAAAUUGUGAUAUUCUGAUGGUGUAUUUUAAAUAUUUAUGUAUUAAAUAAUGAUAAAAAAGAUAA
Molecule: messenger RNA, 1080 nt
Organism: Coccinella septempunctata (seven-spotted ladybird)
Lineage: Eukaryota; Metazoa; Arthropoda; Insecta; Coleoptera; Coccinellidae
Exons: 4
Coding region: 147-1007 (286 amino acids)
Source: RefSeq, a predicted model, not a curated record